UAAUUAUUCAGCGUGAUGCGCUGCGCAUGGGCGUGCUGCUUAUUACCUUGUGCGAUCAUCAUUGAGAAAGCAGCGUCUAACAGACCAGCUCCAGCAUCCGAGAUCUGCGAAGCUAAGAUUAUAUUGUUCCGGCUGUAUUACAAAUUGUAGAGAAGAUGAUGUGGUUUACUCUUAUUGCACCACUUUGUCUGUUGGGCUUUGCUGCUGCCCAGACGUCACUUAGUGUUGUAUCCUGCUUGACUAAAGAGCAAAAUCUUCGAAUGGUCUGCACGUUUACUCCAGCUACAACUCCAGAUCCCAAGCAGAGCGUUUGCUCCUUUACGUCCGAUACGAAACUGGUGGCCUCUUCUGAUGCCAGCGCUGUCCCAGACAACCUCUACAAGAACCGUGGCGCAGUCAAAUUUGAUCAGAAAACGUGUCAGCUGGAUCUGAAUGGUUUCUCAAACGACAAACCCCAGAACUUUACCUGCAGCAUCAAACAGACUGCCUCGGCCCCUGCUUUAAAAGUAGCAACUGUGGAGAAGAGUAAGCUAGUUACCUGUUCUGCCUGGUGUAUCCUGCAGCACAGUGCAGUAGUAUUCCUGCUGGUUUUCCUCACCUCUCCACUAACAUUAGAGCUUCUGUGAGCUGCCUGUGGAUGGAAUGGUCCUUUGUUACUCAACCAUCCUAAACCAAAAUUCUCUAGCUUGUUGUACUCUGUGUAGCAAAAAUGUCAGUUAAUUAAUUAAACCAAGGUAUUCGAUAACUUUCCAUGGGGUUUUCAGAUAUUAAAAGUAUGUGCUUGCCUGGGUGAUGCUGCUGUUAUAUAUAUACUGUUAUGUGAUGCAUAUCCUAAAAGGCUUAAACCUCAUGUUAAAGCAUGCAUUGUAAACUAUGCCUGUGGGACUGGGUUUAUUUUCUUUAAGAAGUAUGUAGUAAAUUGUUGCUUUUUGGCAGACAGUAACUUAAUGUAUGAUGAAUUUUAUGAAAAGUCAAAUUACGGAUCAUGUAAUCAGAAUGCGGUCAUGUGUUGUUAGCACUAAAUAUAAUACCAAAGCCACUGUGUACACCCUGUGUUUGUAAACGGCCUUACGUGAUCUAAUAAAGUACACAAGUUAAGAACGGU
Molecule: messenger RNA, 1105 nt
Organism: Paramisgurnus dabryanus
Lineage: Eukaryota; Metazoa; Chordata; Actinopteri; Cypriniformes; Cobitidae
Gene: thy1
Product: Thy-1 cell surface antigen
Biological process (GO): regulation of cell migration; integrin-mediated signaling pathway; positive regulation of focal adhesion assembly
Cellular component (GO): external side of plasma membrane; dendrite; membrane raft
Molecular function (GO): GTPase activator activity; integrin binding
Source: RefSeq, a predicted model, not a curated record